Messenger RNA from Beta vulgaris subsp. vulgaris (sugar beet), 1512 nucleotides. Its product is annotated as peptidyl-prolyl cis-trans isomerase CYP21-4. The record is from RefSeq and is a predicted model, not a curated record. Lineage: Eukaryota; Viridiplantae; Streptophyta; Magnoliopsida; Caryophyllales; Amaranthaceae. Bases 290 to 988 code for a protein of 232 amino acids. Gene Ontology annotation, biological process: protein peptidyl-prolyl isomerization. Gene Ontology annotation, molecular function: peptidyl-prolyl cis-trans isomerase activity. The transcript has 8 exons.
AUACUCCUAACUUCUACUUCAAUUUUGUGGAAAUUUCAGAAAAAUUGAAAAAUACGCCCAACUCAACUAAACCUCUCAAUUCCAUUUAUCAAUUCAUUCAUUCAUCCACCCUUUUAAGCCAACUAAUAUCAUCUGUAGAGAGAGAAAAACAAAGUGUUAUUUAGAGAGAGAAAAUAAAUACUGGGCAGAUUCACAUCUGUAAAAAUAAAAACUCUCUAAAAGAUUCCAACACUCCCAAAUUUCCGCCGAAUUUCAAUUUGGAUUUGAACUUUGAAAGAUUUAAGGUAAGAUGGCAAGAAUAAAGCCACAAGCUUUAUUGCAGCAAAGCAAGAAGAAGAAGGCACCAAGUAAAAUCAGUCUUACAACAAUUAUUUUGUUCAGUUUGAUUGUUUUCAUGGUUGUGUUCUUCAUUUUCUCCGCAUAUCGGCAUUUUUCUCACAGGUCUGUGAACUCAGAGGAGCAAGUACGUUUUGGAGGUCGUAAGGGUCUCAGUGAUCUGAAGAAUACAGAAGUUCCAAAAUAUGCGAUCAUCCAUACUUCAAAAGGUGCCAUUGCUGCUGAACUAUUCAAGGAUGGAUCUCCUGAAAUCGUUGAUGAAUUUAUUGAGUUAUGUCAGAAAGGGCAUUUCAAAGGGAUGCAAUUCCACCGCGUGAUAAAACAUUACGUGAUACAGGCAGGGGAUGUACACAGUAUUGGACCUGCUGAAGAAUGGACUUCUAAGGGGAAGCAAUACAACCAACUUGAUAUAAGUGUAAAGCAUGAGGCGUUUAUGCUUGGAACCUCCAAGACAAAGCACGACAAUAAAGGAUUCGAGCUUUAUAUAACAACAGCACCCAUUCCCGAUCUUAAUGAGAAAAUAACUGUUUUUGGAAGAGUUAUCAAGGGAGAGGAGGUUGUCCAGGAAAUCGAGGAGGUGGACACAGACAACCAUUAUGUACCUAAAUCUGCCAUUGGCAUUAUGGAUGUGACCCUUGAACAGAAGUUGUAGACGAAAUUUUGGUGUCUGCUUGAUUUCAGAACUUCCAUUCCUGGAGGUUUUUGAUGGCAGAGUUUUACAUAUGCAAAUAUUGUGAGUUUCUCAAUCAUUGUAGUUGUUUUGUUGGAAAUUUUCUAGCCCGUUAUAUUCCUUCCCAACUCUGCUAAAGCGUCCUGAAGUUUCUCCAACACCUCGCAAAGAAGGUGAACGAGUGAGAGAAGAAAAAAAAAUGAAAACUGAUGAUAUAGUUCUAGAUUUUUGUUUAUAUUUUGGAAUAGCAGUGAGAUUACAGUAGUCAUAGGAGAUCUUUGAUAAUCAGAAACUUGUCAACUCCAUGUUUUUCUUUUUGAUAUUGUAAGCUUAAUGUUUUGUGAAGAGUUAAAAGAUUCUGGCUUUGCAACUUGCAAGUUCUUUGUCUGCUGAUGUCAAAUUCUCCAGCAAACUAUGGUUAAUGCGUUUCACUGCUAAGUACUUUGCUUGUAUGCACUUUGAUUGAGAUUUACAAGUGCAACGAAAUAUGAUAGUUCAAGGGCGCA